Branchiostoma belcheri (Belcher's lancelet) is the source of this 1014-nucleotide messenger RNA. RefSeq names its product E3 ubiquitin-protein ligase TRIM56-like. NCBI's taxonomy places the organism in Eukaryota, Metazoa, Chordata, Leptocardii, Amphioxiformes, Branchiostomatidae. The coding region runs from base 1 to 1014 and encodes 337 amino acids. The transcript has a single exon. Gene Ontology annotation, cellular component: nucleoplasm; chromatin. Gene Ontology annotation, biological process: positive regulation of DNA-templated transcription. The record is from RefSeq and is a predicted model, not a curated record. Gene Ontology annotation, molecular function: ubiquitin-protein transferase activity; metal ion binding.
AUGGCGGAGAAACUAGCGCAUGAUAUCAGUCGGGAGUUUCUGGUCUGUCAGAUCUGUUUGGACGACUACCGACAACCCAAAAUCCUGCCGUGUCUUCACACCUUCUGUCGGCGGUGUCUGGAACGAAUGGUCGGGAAGAAGACUAGGAUUUUCUGCCCUACAUGUCGACAGGAGGUUUCUAUAUACGAGAACGGGAUAGCCGGUCUGAAGGACAACUUUUUCAUCGGUAAAUUACACGAUGUUGUUCGCAAUGCAACACACCAAGCGUCUUCUGAAAGGCACUCCACAUCCAGGGCUGUACAUGUGUGUGGAAGCUGUGGAGCCAUGUCCACUACAACCAGGUAUCGUGAUGAUUGGGACGAUUUUCUGUGUCAGAAAUGCGUUGACUGCGACCGUCGCAAGGGGGCGUCGUCACCGCGGCGAAAAAUGUCAACAGAAAACAGGAUGGAAGGAACGCAUUUAGAGCCUGAACGAAUUUCACAUUCAGAACACGUAGACCCUGAUGUCGAUGUCGUCUACUGUAAGUCUUGUCAUGACGUCGUGUGUCGAAAAAUCAGCCUCUCCAAACACAGAGCACGCCUGCAUUCUCAUGUAUGGGAGGCCGCUGAGAGAGAAACGUCUGAAAUCAGAGCGCUCUUGGCGGAAACCGAGAAAGUUGCAGCAGCACACGAGAAGAAACUGCAAGAGCUGAACACAAGACGCGAAGUAUGGCAGCAGCAAUGUGAGGAAAACAUCGCGAAAAUAGAAGAGCAAGCCAGGCGGGCUAUACAGACAAUACAGACGGAAAGGGACGAGAGAAUAAAACAGCUCAAACGUGUGGAGACCACCAAAAACAGACAGUUGUUGGAGAACAUCGCAGCCGUUACCGUGAGCGCAGCCCGGGUUCGAGGGAGCUGCACAUACGCGAGGGAAACCAUAGAAAAGGGGACUCCAGAAGAAGUCUUGGCUGUUGCCCAGGAGUUAAAGGAAAGACUGAGACAGUGCUCCAAACUUAGGGCGCCCAGUUUUUCUUAG